Molecule: messenger RNA, 2696 nt
Organism: Astyanax mexicanus (Mexican tetra)
Lineage: Eukaryota; Metazoa; Chordata; Actinopteri; Characiformes; Acestrorhamphidae
Gene: qars1
Product: glutaminyl-tRNA synthetase 1
Exons: 23
Coding region: 62-2389 (775 amino acids)
Biological process (GO): glutaminyl-tRNA aminoacylation; translation
Cellular component (GO): cytoplasm; aminoacyl-tRNA synthetase multienzyme complex; cytosol
Molecular function (GO): glutamine-tRNA ligase activity; ATP binding
Source: RefSeq, a predicted model, not a curated record
GCGGGUCUCGAGUGCUGUGAGUGUGAGUGUGUGAGGCAGGCAGGCAGGCAGGCAGAGGAACAUGGCAGAUUCGGUGGCUCUUUUCACCUCAAUUGGACUUAGUGAGCAGAAAGCUAAGGAGACGCUGAAGAAUGAAGCCCUUAGUUCAGCUCUCAAGGACGCUGUUGUACAGGCUCAGAAGCUGCUGCGGUCCACAAAUAUCGACAAAGGCACAGGGACCCUGCUGUACAGUAUGGCAUCUCGGCUGCGAGACACCCGCCGUUUGGCCUUCUUGACUGAGCACAUAGCCAAACGCAAGAUCACCACAGACCUCCAGCUGUCAGCGGCGCUGGACUAUGUGAAGAGCCACCCUCAGGACCCAAUGGACCAGAAAGCCUUUGAAACUGCCUGUGGUGUCGGCGUAGUUGUCACACCGGAGCAGAUUGAGGAUGCUGUUGAACUAAUCAUUAGAAAGCACAAGCAGCAGCUGCUGGCAGAGAGAUACCGCUUCAACAUGGGGAUCCUUAUGGGUGAAGCCAGAGCUGCUCUGAAGUGGGCUGAUGGGAAGAUGGUGAAAAAUGAAGUAGACAUGCAGGUCUUGCAUCACCUGGGGCCAAAAACGGAGGCAGACUUGGAGAAGAAACCCAAGGCAGCAAAACCCAAAGCCCCAGAAAAAGAGAAGGAAGAGGAGAAACAAAACAAUGCUGUGAAUGGUGAAGUCAAGAUGGAAGGAAAGACUCUAAUGGAGCAGCUGAGGGGAGAAGCCCUGAAGUUUCAUAAGCCAGGUGAGAAUUACAAGACUGAAGGUUAUGUUGUAACACCCAACACCAUGAACCUGCUGAAACAGCACCUGGAAAUCACUGGUGGACAGGUCCGGACUCGGUUUCCUCCUGAGCCAAACGGCAUUCUCCACAUUGGCCAUGCCAAAGCCAUUAACUUCAACUUCGGUUAUGCCAAGGCAAAUAAUGGAAUCUGCUUCCUGCGGUAUGAUGAUACAAAUCCAGAGAAAGAAGAGGAGAAGUACUUCACUGCCAUCAAGGACAUGGUGGAGUGGCUGGGCUAUACACCCUAUGCUAUUACUCACGCAUCCGAUAACUUUCAGUGUCUUUAUGAACUUGCUGUGGAACUCAUCCGUAGGGGUCAUGCAUACAUAUGUCACCAGCGCGGAGAGGAACUGAAGGGCCACAAUGCUCCACCCUCCCCCUGGAGAGACCGACCAAUUGAGGAGUCUCUGGUUCUGUUUGAGAGGAUGAAGAAUGGCAUGUUCGCUGAGGGUGAAGCCACACUCAGGAUGAAGAUGGUAAUGGAGGAUGGCAAAAUGGACCCGGUGGCUUACCGCAUUAAAUACACUCCUCACCACAGGAGUGGAGAUGCCUGGUGUAUCUAUCCUACAUAUGACUACACCCACUGCCUGUGUGACUCCAUCGAACACAUCACACACUCGCUCUGCACCAAAGAGUUCCAGGCCAGGCGAUCAUCAUAUUUCUGGCUUUGUAAUGCUCUGGAUGUGUACUGCCCUGUGCAGUGGGAGUAUGGCCGACUCAACCUCACUUACACAGUGGUCUCAAAGAGGAAGAUCAUCAAGCUGGUGGAGACAGGCACUGUCCGAGACUGGGACGACCCACGGCUCUUCACUCUGACUGCACUCAGGAGGCGUGGCUUCCCCCCUCAGGCCAUCAACAACUUCUGUGCUCGUGUUGGUGUAACUGUUGCCCAAACGACCAUGGAGCCCCACCUGUUGGAGGCGUGUGUGAGAGAGGUGCUUAAUGACACUGCCCCGAGAAUCAUGGCGGUCCUGGAACCUCUCAAAGUCACCAUCACCAAUCUGCCUGCCAAUGCACAGACGGAAGUUCGUAUUCCAGACUUCCCUGCUGAUGAAACCAAAGGUAGCCAUGUUGUUCCUUUCUCCAAAACCAUCUACAUCGAGCAGAGUGACUUCAGAGAGGUAAUGGAGAAGGGUUAUAAGCGUCUGACUCCUGAUCAGUCAGUAGGCCUGAGGCAUGCAGGCUACAUCAUCUCUGUGCAGCGUGUCAUCAAGGAUGGCAGUGGUAAGGUGGUGGAGCUGGAGGUGACCUGUGCCAGCUCGGACUCUGCUGAAAAACCAAAAGCCUUUAUUCACUGGGUUAGCCAGCCGCUGAAGUGCGAAGUGCGCCUCUAUGAACGGCUGUUCCUCCACAAAAACCCAGAGGACUCGGCUGAAGUGCCUGGUGGCUUCCUGAGUGACAUCAACCCUAACUCCCUGCAAGUGGUUGAAAGUGCCUUAGUAGACCGCUCAGUGAGCAAGGCCAAAGUCUUUGAUAAAUUCCAGUUUGAGAGAGUGGGUUACUUCUCUGUGGAUCCAGAUAGCACAGCUGAUAAGAUGGUCUUCAACAGGACGGUUACACUCAAGGAGGACCCAGGAAAGAUCUGAUAGACCAGAGGAGGAGAAGCUGGACUUCUAUAGCCAAUGAGAGAGGAGCAACCAUCUUUGUGUAUGCUGAAUAUGUCACUGUGCUAAACAAGCAUAGAGGGAAUGUAUAAGGCUAUAUUUACACUGUUAAAGGAUUAAAAAGUAUAUAGGAACUGGGUAGGUGCUGGCCAGUGUUGGUUCUUACAUAUGCAAUGUUCUUUUUCUCGUCGGUUUGGUCGCUUUUUGUAAACUCCUUUCUUACUGCUGGGAUUCAGCAUCUCUGGGAAGUGACUUGCGAACAUUUGAAAUAAACCAUAUUUAAUUAAAA